UGUAACGCUUUGUUUCCGCAAAACGGCAUUUGAUUAAGAAGAUCUUCCCUAGCGGAAUCCUUUGAUUAAUUGAUUCCCUCAUAAAUCAUCAUAAUCAUAACAAUAAGAAUGUGUUUAACGAACUUCUCCAUGCUCCGUUGACCUCUUUCUUCGAUGAAUACAAAAAUGGGUGAAGAAGAUCUUCGGUUCUUCGAGUUGAAUACAGGGGCAAAGAUACCUUCAAUUGGCUUAGGAACUUGGCGUGUUGGAUCUGCUGACGUUGCUCAUACUUUAGCCACUGCUAUCAAGGUUGGGUAUCGACAUAUAGAUUGUGCUCAUAUUUAUGGAAAUGAAAAGGAGAUUGGAGAUGCCUUGAAGGAGUUGUUCGCCAAUGGGGUUGUUAAGCGUGAUGAAAUGUGGAUCACUUCAAAGUUGUGGUGCACUGAUCAGUCGCCAGAAGAUGUCCCAAAGGCAUUGGAUAGAACUUUGCGGAAUUUGCAACUAGACUAUCUGGAUCUCUACCUUAUUCACUGGCCAGUCAGCAUAAAAAACGGGGUGUGUACUAAACCUGACAUACCGAGCACCUGGAGAGCAAUGGAGGAACUCUACAAUUCCAGGAAGGCCCGAGCUAUUGGGGUAAGCAAUUUCAGUGUAAAGAAGCUUCAGGAUCUAUUGGAGGUUGCACAAGUUCCUCCGGCUGUUAACCAAGUGGAAUUGCAUCCUUCAUUGCAGCAACCAAAGUUGCAUGAGUUCUGUAACUCCAAGGGAGUGCACUUAUCUGGUUAUUCGCCGCUUGGUAAAGGACUAAGUAGGACUAAUAUUCUUAUGGAUCCAGUUCUUCACACUGUUGCAGAGAAGCUGGGGAAGACACCAGCACAAAUAGCUCUUAGGUGGGGUUUACAGAUGGGAAACAGUGUACUUCCCAAGAGCACAAGUGCUACCAGAAUCAAACAGAACUUUGAUUUGUUUGAUUGGUCUAUACCUGAGGAUUUGCUGGCCAAGUUCUCUGAAAUUAAGCAGGAGAGAGUGGUUGCCGGUGAAGAAUUUAUGAGCGAAAUACCUGAUGGGUACAAAACAAUUGAAGAACUCUGGGAUGGUGAGUAAUGGAACAGAUUCCCACAUUGAGCAUUUGGACAUUGAACUGUAACUGUUUACAUAAUUUGGGGUGGAAAUAUUAACUAGAUCAAACCUUUUGAAUGUUUCCAGUACCUGGCAUUCAUGGUGUAUGUUCUUCUGUAUGAUGGUUGUAAUAAAUAAUAAUUUGCCAUUAGACUACUG
Arachis stenosperma is the source of this 1257-nucleotide messenger RNA. RefSeq names its product aldo-keto reductase family 4 member C10-like. The record is from RefSeq and is a predicted model, not a curated record. The transcript has 7 exons. Gene Ontology annotation, molecular function: aldose reductase (NADPH) activity. The coding region runs from base 154 to 1083 and encodes 309 amino acids. Gene Ontology annotation, cellular component: cytosol. Lineage: Eukaryota; Viridiplantae; Streptophyta; Magnoliopsida; Fabales; Fabaceae.